Molecule: messenger RNA, 1196 nt
Organism: Centropristis striata (black sea bass)
Lineage: Eukaryota; Metazoa; Chordata; Actinopteri; Perciformes; Serranidae
Gene: tatdn3
Product: TatD DNase domain containing 3
Exons: 10
Coding region: 95-901 (268 amino acids)
Molecular function (GO): hydrolase activity, acting on ester bonds
Source: RefSeq, a predicted model, not a curated record
UGGCUGUAAGCUGUGUUUGGAAAAGACAAAAUGGGCAAAUGUUGUAGUUUUUACGUAUAAUUUGCUCUCUUAGCUCGUAUUUAUUCGAUUUCUAAUGGAGCAUGGCUUCGUUGACUGUCACUGUCACAUAUCAGCCCGCGAGUUUGAAGAAGAUCUGGAGGAUGUGAUCCAGAGGACCACAGAGGCUGGGGUCAAGACUCUGGUUGCAGUAACAGAAGAAGUCAGAGAGUUUGACAGAGUUCUGCAGCUGCAGGAACGUUAUCCAGCUCUGCUGGCUCCGUGUCUGGGCCUCCACCCGCUGCAGCGCGGCCCGGACGGAGAGCAGCGCAGCGUGACGCCAAAGGACCUGGAGGACGCCCUGCCACUGUUCUACAAACACAGAGAACGCCUCGUCGCUGUUGGAGAAAUCGGUCUGGACUUCACCCCGUGGUUCUGUCCCUCUCAGCAGGACAGACAGCAGCAGCUGGAGGUCUUCACCAGGCAGCUGGACGUCUCCAAAGAGCUGCAGCUUCCUGUCAACGUUCAUUCACGAUCAGCUGCUAAAGUCACCAUCCAGACCAUGAGAGAACAAGGUAUCAGUGCAGCUCUGCUUCAUAACUUUGCGGGGAAGCCGUCUGUCGCUCUGGAAGGAGUGAAGGCUGGUUACUUCUUCUCCUUCCCUCCUGCUGUCUGCAGGAACCAACAGAGAGACAAACUGAUCAAGCAGAUCCCUCUGGAACACAUCUGUCUAGAAACCGACUCUCCUGCUCUGGGACUCGACAGGCAUGUUCGUAACGAGCCGUCUAACAUCCUUCUGUCCUGCCGUCACAUCGCUGACGUCAAAGGUCUGUCGACUCAAACCGUCCAGCUCGUCACCACGCAGAACGCUCUCAGACUUUUCCCCAAAGCUCAAGUUAACUGAGCUGAUGCUGACAGGCAGGACGCAGGUUUAGCCUGAAGGAGGCGCCAGAGGCAACUUAAAAUCGGAAAGUUUGUCUUCUGUGUUUGGAAGGAAAUAUAUCCUAGUUUGUAGGAUUUCUUAAGAAAAACUUUUGCAGCGUGGUUCAUAUCAAAACAUGACCGGUCGCUAUUUUAAACACAUAUUUAACGUUGUGAAAUGAUGCUACUUGGUUAUGUUUAGGCACCAAAACGACCUGGUUAAGAUUAGGAAAACUUACGUGGGUGUUAUGCACAAAAUUGUAAAAAAAAAAAAAAAA